AUGACAUCAAAUCCUAACCGGCCAGAAAUAAAACAGGCAUUGCAAAUACAUUUAGAGAAUAAAACAGUCUCGCAACAGCUUCCACAAGAUCGUCCAUAUAUCGUGGCUCGAGUCGCUAAGUUAAAAUUUGACCAAAUAUUAGAAGAUUUAGAUAAAAAGCAAGUCUUUGGAAAGGUAUCGGCUUUUGUAUACGCCAUAGAAUGUCAGAAACGUGGGUUACCACACAUGCACCUGCUUAUAAUUAUGACACCCGGUGACAAGAUUCAUCAAGCAGAAGAGCUCGAUGACUUGAUUUCAUCCGAAAUACCCCAACAUGAUGACUUAGAGUUAAGAGAAUUAGUACUCAAAUGGAUGAUUCACAACCCAUGUGGUGAUUUAAAUACCAAUGCAAUAUGUAUGGUUCACAAAAAUGGAAGAACAAAAUGUCGAUUUGACUUUCCAAAAUCGUACCAGGAAGUUACAUCUUUAGUAGAUGAUGGUAAACCAAAUUACCGACGACGCUACAAUCCGCAGUUGGACCCUAAUAGUCCCCAAUUUUCACACGAACAUGCAGUUUAUCGCAAAAACAUAAACGGUCGUCGUAUAACACGAGAUAAUCGUCAUGUAGCCCCCUACAACGCAAAAAUUUAA
This is a messenger RNA of Parnassius apollo (apollo), 630 nucleotides long. The record is from the annotation of a GenBank genome assembly. Lineage: Eukaryota; Metazoa; Arthropoda; Insecta; Lepidoptera; Papilionidae.